AUGAAGCUCUCCUCCACUUUCGUGCUCUGGACCUUUCUGUCCUCUGCUCUUUUCGCCAUCGCCGCCCCAGCAAACGACAUUCGUGGAGACGACGACCGUGAAAGCAGCGACAAAAACAGCAAGUCACUAAAAUCCAUGGAGCGAAAAUACAAACGGAGCAUCAGGGAAAUCCUAGAUAAGCGCGACCGCAAUCACAAGUGCAACGCUCGUACGGUGUCAAUCCGACGAGAAUGGGGCUCAAUGUCCAGGGGAGAUCGUCUGGACUACAUCAAAGCGGUGCAGUGCUUCACGAAGAAGGCGAGCAUCAGCAAUCCCAAUGUGGUCCCGGGUGCUCGCAAUCGCCUCGACGAUUUUGCGGCCGCACACAUCCAGGAGACAAACAACAUCCACUUCAACGGCAACUUGUACGCAUGGCAUCGCCACUUCGUUUGGACCUACGAGCAGGCUCUCCGUCAAGAGUGCGGUUACCAGGGUGCGCAGCCAUACUGGGACUGGACUAUCAACGCCGACGAUCCUCGCUUGUCUCCUGUCUUUGACGGGAGCAAGCACUCCAUGGGGAGCAACGGCAAGGUGAUUCCACACGGCGCAACGCUGCUCACGGCAUUUGGAAAGGAUUUCACCUUGCCGCCAGGAACUGGUGGUGGGUGCAUUGAAAAGGGGCCAUUUUCUGAUCUAAAGGUCAACUUAGGCGUCAACCCGGUCAUCCUCCCGGCUGCUGCCACCGCCGCCGCUGUUGCCGCCGCUGCUACUGCUGCAGUUGGUACGGGUAUCGCUCCGCCAAAUAUCACCACGGUUGAUGCAAGAAUCAAGGUCAAUACGACAGGAAUCAACCCAGCUCUACAAUACAACCCACGCUGCCUGACACGAGACAUCAAUCUCUUCUGGAGCAAACAAACGCGCGUUUCCGAUGUUGAGUUUGUACUCGGCUGCCCCACGGUUGAUUGUCUUGAGAAGCGUGCCGACGGUUGGGAAUUUGGCCCCGAUGUGCCACAGCCGCUGAUUCAUGCUGCGGGUCACUUUGCUGUUGGCGGGCUCCAAAACGAUCCCUUUGCCAGUCCUGGAGACCCAGUCUUCUUUCUUCACCAUGGUCAAUUUGAUCGUUUAUGGUCCAUUUGGCAAGGACAAGAUCUGAAAAACAGGGUCAAUCAAGUAGGAGGAACUAAGACCCCCUUCAAUGAACCCCCAAGCGCUCCCGUCACUCCAGACGAUAUAUUAGCCUUUGGUGCUAUUGCGCAGCCAGUAAAACAUCGAGAUACCCACUCUACAAUUGACGGGCAAUAUUGUUAUAUGUAUGACUAA
Molecule: messenger RNA, 1299 nt
Organism: Glarea lozoyensis ATCC 20868
Lineage: Eukaryota; Fungi; Ascomycota; Leotiomycetes; Helotiales; Helotiaceae
Product: Di-copper centre-containing
Exons: 4
Coding region: 1-1299 (432 amino acids)
Molecular function (GO): oxidoreductase activity
Source: RefSeq, a predicted model, not a curated record